CAGAAUGUGGCAUUGGUAAUUGUCGACUAACCGCCUUCGCCUUGUUGCGAUUGCAGAGUUCGCGGUGACAGUCUGACUUACGGUGACAGACAAGAUCCGGGAUUUUCGUCUUCGAAAAUGGCUUACCUAGAACGUGACCAACUGGGACAGAGAGGUCCAGGAGAUGCUACUUGUGCAGGCCUCAUCCGUGGCAUUGACCACAUCAGAAAUCCACAACUGAACAAGGGAAUGGCCUUUUCAAUCGAAGAGAGGCAAACUCUUGGGAUCCAUGGUCUUCUUCCAGCGGCUGUGAAAACUCAAGAUGAACAACUGGAACUUUGUCGACUGAAUCUGGAUCGCUAUACAGAUGACCUCUCCAAAUAUAUUUAUCUUAUAAGUUUACUGGAUCGUAACGAGAAGUUAUUCUACCGCUUUUUGGGAGAAGAUGUAGAAAAAAUGAUGCCUCUAGUUUACACACCAACUGUGGGACUCGCAUGUCAGAAGUUUGGUCUCAUCUAUCGUAGACCCAGAGGACUUUUUAUCAGUAUCCACGAUAAAGGCCACGUUUAUGAUGUUCUGAAGAAUUGGCCAGAACACGACAUUCGUGCAGUCGUGGUCACAGAUGGUGAACGAAUUCUUGGCCUUGGAGACCUAGGUGCACAUGGAAUGGGAAUCCCCAUUGGAAAAUUGUCCUUGUAUACUGCCUUAGCUGGAAUUAAGCCUCAUCAGUGCUUGCCCGUUACGCUGGACGUGGGCACAAAUACACAGUCUUUACUCAACGAUCCUCUUUACAUUGGUCACAGACACCGACGUGUUACGGGCACAGAAUACGACGAGUUCAUAGAAGAAUUUAUGAAAGCAGUUGUUAAACGUUAUGGACAAAAUACCUUGAUCCAGUUUGAAGACUUUGGAAAUUCGAAUGCCUUUAGGCUAUUGAAUAAAUAUCGAGAUCACUAUUGCACCUUCAAUGAUGAUAUUCAAGGCACUGCUUCUGUUGCUGUGGCUGGACUAGUCGCAUCUCUACGUGUUACUAGGACCAAAUUGUCCGAAAACAUAAUUGUCUUCCAAGGUGCUGGAGAGGCUGCCUUGGGAAUUGCCUGGCUGUGCGUGAUGGCUAUGAAGAAGGAAGGUGUGAGUGAAUGUGAAGCAAAGAGCAAAAUUUGGAUGGUAGAUUCAAGGGGCCUAAUCGUAAAAAACCGUCCAAGUGGAGGUAUCUCGGAGCAUAAAAUUCAAUUUGCUCGGGAUCAUGAACCCGUUGAUACUUUAACAGAAGUUGUGAAAAUUUCCAAACCUACUGUUUUAAUUGGAGCUGCGGCUAUUGGAGGAGCAUUCACUUCAGAAAUAUUAGAAUCUAUGGGAAAGAAUAACAAGAGACCAGUCAUCUUUGCUUUGAGCAACCCCACAAGUAAGGCAGAGUGCACUGCUGAAGAAGCGUACAAUGCCACUCAGGGAAGAUGCAUCUUCGCUAGCGGUUCGCCUUUCCCACCAGUAACGUAUGGUGGAAAAAUAUUCCAUCCAGGGCAGGGUAACAACAGUUACAUUUUCCCGGGGGUUGCAUUGGGUGCAAUUUGUGCGGGAAUGCGAGUAAUUCCUGAAGAGGCUUUCUUAAAUGCAGCGACAGGACUCGCAGAUAUGGUAACUGACGAAGAUUUGGAAAGUGGAAAUCUUUAUCCACCACUCAACGAUAUUAAGAAAUGCUCUCUAAAAAUUGCAGUGAAGCUUAUGGAAUACGCUUAUCAAAAUUCUCUUGCGACGGUGCAUCCCGAGCCAGAAAAUUACGAAGAAUUCAUCAAGGCGCAAUUAUACGAUACAGCAUAUACGACUUCGAUACCAUCAAUUUAUCCCUGGCCAAAAUUCUAAAUCUAAUUCCAUCUUCCUGGCGGCAAUCUGAUUCCUGUGAUUAUAUUUCCUUGGUUUUGGUAUCGUACUUUCUGUUGAGCGGGCAAGUACGAAACUUGUUUCUGAUGUGUAUUUAUUUAAAAUUGAUAUCCGCAUUGAUUAAUAAAA
Messenger RNA from Belonocnema kinseyi, 1986 nucleotides. It is a transcript of the gene Men, whose product is annotated as NADP-dependent malic enzyme-like. Bases 118 to 1839 code for a protein of 573 amino acids. NCBI's taxonomy places the organism in Eukaryota, Metazoa, Arthropoda, Insecta, Hymenoptera, Cynipidae. Gene Ontology annotation, cellular component: mitochondrion. The record is from RefSeq and is a predicted model, not a curated record. Gene Ontology annotation, molecular function: malate dehydrogenase (decarboxylating) (NAD+) activity; malate dehydrogenase (decarboxylating) (NADP+) activity; NAD binding. The transcript has 7 exons. Gene Ontology annotation, biological process: pyruvate metabolic process; malate metabolic process.